AUGGUAGCACAAAUGAUCUGCAAGGAUAGAACGCAACAAAUUGAACGACAGCUAAAAUGCUUGGCAUUUCAAAAUCCAGGACCUCUGCUAGCAGAUUUCAACCCAGAAACUCGGGAACAGCAAAAGAAAGUCUGUAUGUCAAUGAUAAACCAGGAUUGUUUUAAUACUACAAAGAAGACCAUGAAGAAAUAUGACAAACAUGGCCGGCUGCUUUCCAAUAAAACAGAUUUGUGUGAUUGUCUAGAGAAAAACUGUCUGGGCUGCUUUUACCCUUGUCCUAAAUGCAACUCAACGAAGUGUGGGGCAGAGUGUCGCUGCAACCGAAAAUGGGUCUAUGAGCAGAUUCAGGUAGAGGCUGGCCAAAUCAUCCGAUUUCCAUUUCGAAACAACUAGAUCACAUUAUGUUUCCUGAUAUUAUUUU
Molecule: messenger RNA, 421 nt
Organism: Candoia aspera
Lineage: Eukaryota; Metazoa; Chordata; Lepidosauria; Squamata; Candoiidae
Gene: ARL14EPL
Product: ADP ribosylation factor like GTPase 14 effector protein like
Exons: 3
Coding region: 1-393 (130 amino acids)
Cellular component (GO): intracellular membrane-bounded organelle
Source: RefSeq, a predicted model, not a curated record